AUGGUCUUCACCACCGACCAAGACGACGGCUCCUGGUCCAUCGUCUCCCAAGUCCGCCAAUCCUCCCCAGUCGACACCACCGCCCCCUACUCCACCACCUCACUCUCGGGCAAAACAAUCCUCAUCACCGGCGGCGCCUCCGGCUUCGGCGCGGCCUUCGCCCGGCACUGGGCAAGUUUUGGGUCUCACAUCUUCAUAGGCGACGUCAACGACAGCCUAGGCCACGCCCUCGUCGCCGAGCUACGCACCGCCUACCCAACCCAAACCUUCCACCACCACCACUGCGACGUCACCUCCUGGACCGACCAGCUCUCCCUCUUCAAGUUCGCCGUCGCCAACUCCCCCACGGGGGGCAUAGAAGGCGUAGUCGCCGCCGCGGGGGUGGUGGACAUGGACAACAGCUUCGACUCCCCCCGCCGCAACGGCAGCAAAACAGAAAACAGCGAGCCGGAGGAGCCGAGGUUGAAGGUGCUGGAGGUGAACCUCACGGGUGUGGCGUACACGGUCCACCUGGCCAUGUUCUACCUUCCUCGGAACGGGACAGGGAGGGACAGACAUAUCUUGCUCGUCAGCAGCAUCGCCGGCAUUGCCCCCUUGCCGGGACAGACCGAGUACACCGCCUCCAAGCACGGGGUUAUGGGACUGUUCAGGGCGCUGAGGGGGACGAGCUGGACGAGGGGGGUGAGGGUGAAUUGUGUGAACCCUUACUUUGUGGACACACCUCUUCUACCGGCGAGCGGGAUCGCCUUGCUGGCUGGGGCACCAAAGGCCGAGUUGGGGGACGUGGUUGAUGCCGGGACGAGGCUUAUGGCUGAUGAGGGCAUCAGGGGAAGGGCGUUGGUUGUUGGGCCGAAGAUGAGGGUUGUGGAGGGGGAGGAUGGGGUCACGAGGCUGGUUGCUGAGGCGCCGACGAACCCCGAGGGGGAGGGGGAGAGGGUGCAGGCGGUUUGGGAAGUCUACGCGGAGGAUUUUGAGAGGGUGGAGAGUUUUGUUUGGAGGUAUGUUGGGAUGAUGAAUGUGAUGAAGAGCCUGGCGGGUUGGGUGGGGGUGGUGAGGGAUUUGUGGGGGAUUUAUGUACUCGGGAAGAAGGCGAAGUGA
Podospora pseudocomata is the source of this 1098-nucleotide messenger RNA. RefSeq lists its product as uncharacterized. The transcript has a single exon. The record is from RefSeq and is a predicted model, not a curated record. NCBI's taxonomy places the organism in Eukaryota, Fungi, Ascomycota, Sordariomycetes, Sordariales, Podosporaceae. Bases 1 to 1098 code for a protein of 365 amino acids. Gene Ontology annotation, molecular function: oxidoreductase activity.